Helicoverpa zea (corn earworm) is the source of this 900-nucleotide messenger RNA. RefSeq lists its product as uncharacterized. Lineage: Eukaryota; Metazoa; Arthropoda; Insecta; Lepidoptera; Noctuidae. The record is from RefSeq and is a predicted model, not a curated record. The coding region runs from base 1 to 900 and encodes 299 amino acids. The transcript is spliced from 5 exons.
AUGUCCGCGUUGUCAAGUUUGUUCAGAUUAUUUACAGCGAAACAGAGUUUUAGAAAACCGCAAGUCGCGCUCAGCUGCCUCUGCAGCCCCCGGAGAGCCCACACUGACAAACAAGAUGUGAAUUCAAAGCAUGCUGUGGUCAGCUCUAAGGUGCAGGGCACCGAGAAUGAGGACCGCGUGAGAGUGCGUCGCGCGCGGCCAGCCGACGUGCCUCGAGUGCUGCGCUUCGUGCGCGAGCAUGCCAAGGCUGCGUGGCCGGGAGUCGUCGCACCCCCAUCUGCCUCACACCUCGUGCUAUGCGAUUACGUUGCUAGGGCAUUGGCACAAGGUCACUCCAUGCUAGCUGAGCAGCAGGAGUCCCGGCGCGGCUGGUCGCAGAUCCGUGGCCUGGCGCUAGGCAUGUCGGUGUGCCCGUGGGACGCCAGCCUGCUGGAGCGGUGGGCGCGCUGCGUGCGAUGCUCGCGCUCGCGCCGACUCAUGCACUUCACGGCGCACUGCCUGCGCGCGCCCGCCCUGCACGACAAGUACCACGUCCAUAACAUAUUGCAGGUCAUCCUCAUAGUUCCUCGCGACUCUCCGAAAAACACGGAGAUAGUUCACGUCUUGGUUAAAAACGCUAUACAGAGGGGUCGCGAUGUCGGCUUUCCAGUCUUGCGGUUUGAUGUAACUGACGACGCUGUAGCAAAUGCUAUCGACGAACUGAAACUGCAGAAAGAAUGGCAGCUGACUUAUGAUGUUAUAUCCGACGCACUGAAAGACAAAAGAACUCGUAUUACUGAAACAAUGCCCACACCCAAAGGACACAUUACUCCGAAAGCUAGUAACUUCAUCUCCGUGUACACCGCUCAUACAGACAAGAAUAUAGAAAAUGAUUUAAGCUCUGAAACCAAGAAUAAGUAG